Otolemur garnettii (small-eared galago) is the source of this 2272-nucleotide messenger RNA. RefSeq names its product interferon regulatory factor 2 (gene IRF2). Gene Ontology annotation, cellular component: nucleus. The record is from RefSeq and is a predicted model, not a curated record. The coding region runs from base 211 to 1260 and encodes 349 amino acids. Gene Ontology annotation, biological process: immune system process; regulation of transcription by RNA polymerase II. Gene Ontology annotation, molecular function: RNA polymerase II cis-regulatory region sequence-specific DNA binding; DNA-binding transcription factor activity, RNA polymerase II-specific. NCBI's taxonomy places the organism in Eukaryota, Metazoa, Chordata, Mammalia, Primates, Galagidae. The transcript is spliced from 9 exons.
GGAUUUCCAUCCUCGGCGCUUCGCAGUUUCCUCUCCUUGUUUUGCUUUCGAUCUGGACUGUUCUCAGGCGAGCUGGGGAGUAACUUUUAGUUUUGCUCCUGCGAUUAUUCAACUGACGGGCUUUCAUUUCCAGUUCACACACCCUUGCCGCACUUAGACCUUGCGGGAUUCUAUUGGUACCGUGAAAAAAGCACACUGCGAGAGGGCACCAUGCCGGUGGAAAGGAUGCGCAUGAGGCCUUGGCUGGAGGAGCAGAUCAACUCCAAUACGAUACCAGGGCUGAGGUGGCUUAACAAGGAAAAGAAGAUUUUUCAGAUCCCCUGGAUGCAUGCGGCUAGACAUGGGUGGGACGUGGAAAAAGACGCACCACUCUUUAGAAACUGGGCCAUUCACACAGGAAAGCAUCAACCAGGAGUAGAUAAACCUGAUCCAAAAACAUGGAAGGCGAAUUUCCGAUGUGCCAUGAACUCCUUGCCUGAUAUUGAAGAAGUUAAGGAUAAAAGUAUAAAGAAAGGAAACAAUGCCUUCAGAGUAUACCGUAUGCUGCCCUUAUCUGAGAGACCUUCUAAGAAAGGAAAGAAACCAAAGACAGAAAAAGAAGACAAAGUUAAGCACAUCAAGCAAGAACCAGUUGAGUCCUCUUUGGGGCUUGGUAAUGGAGUAAGCGAUCUUUCUCCUGAAUUUGCGGUCCUGACUUCAGCGAUAAAAAAUGAAGUGGAUAGUACCGUGAACAUCAUAGUUGUAGGACCGUCCCAUCUUGACAGCAACAUUGAAGAUCCAGAGAUUGUCGCUAACCCACCGGACAUUUGCCAAGUUGUAGAGGUGACCACGGAGAGUGAUGAGCAGCCGGUCAGCAUGAGUGAGCUCUACCCUCUGCAGAUCUCCCCCGUGUCUUCCUACGCAGAAAGUGAAACAACUGACAGCGUGCCCAGUGAUGAGGAGAACACCGAGGGUCGGCCACACUGGUGGAAGAGGAACAUUGAAGGCAAACAGUACCUCAGCAACACGGGGACGCAGAGCUCAUGCCCGCUCCCAGGCAUGGUGACCUUCGUCACUUCCAACAAGCCGGACCUCCAGGUCACCAUCAAAAAGGAGAGCUAUCCACUGCCUUACAACAGCUCCUGGCCCCCCUUCCCCGAUCUCGCCAUCCCUCCGCCCGUGACGCCAGCACCCAGCAGCAGUCGGCCAGACCGGGAGACCCGGGCCAGCGUCAUUAAGAAGACAUCGGACAUCACCCAGGCCCGAGUCAAGAGCUGUUAAGCCUCUGACCUUUCCUGGUGGUUGUUGGGAUUUCUUGGCUUUGUUUUGUGGUUUGUUUGUAUUUUAUUUUUAUUUUUUUUUCUCUCCGACACCUAUUUUAGAUAAAUCUAAGGGAAAAAAAAGCCUUGACAAUAGAACACUCAUUUAACUCAGGACUCCAGCCACUGAUGGACGUGUGUUCCUAGAGCCUGCUGGACCUCCAGGGCUACUCCCUCGAGUUCAAGGACCAACACCCACAUGGGCAGUGGAGGCACUGCGUUUGCCUGCGGGCAAGGCCGGCGUGAUGGAGUGGAUGCCUCAGAACGGAUGAGAAAAUGUGAACGAGCUGGAAUUUUUUAUUCUUGUGAAUAUGUACAUAGGGCGGUCCUAGUGGCCUGCAGUCUGCUUCGCACCUUAUCUCUAAGCACUUACAGAUAGGCCUUCUCUCGAUCUUGCUCUUUGUCACAGUGCAGCCAGCCUCCCCCUCUGCCCUGUGCCCCCACCCCAUCCUGUCCAGGUCCCUUCCUCCUCUUCCUCCCCUCAGAGGCUCUGCUCUACAUCCAGCGGGAGAAAAAGAAAAUGAACUUCUCCACAGAUGUCCCAUUUUAAGACUGCUUUAAAAAGAGAGAGAGAGAGAAUCUUUCUAAUCUGCCAUGCUUGAAUGCCACGCGGUACAAAGGAAAAAACGAUCAUGGAAAUAUUAUGCAAAUUCCCAGAUUGGAAGACAAAAGUACUCCUAAUUCUAACCAGAGCAAGCUUUUUUAUUUUUUAUACUGGGAGGGGGGUGGGGAAUAUUUUAUUCAAGGUAAAAUUCUAAAUAAGAUAUAAUUGUUUUUUAUCUUUUCUACGGCAAAUUUAUAAUUUUAAGAUUCCUUUUCUUGUUUAUCAGCAGUUGUUAUUACAUCUUUGUGGCACAAGUUUUUUUUUUUUUUAAUUUUGUAAAGGUGAAGAACAGCUUUUAUGAGCUUGUGUAGCAAUCAGAUUAUCCUGUGGAUUGAUAAUAAAUGAAUAUGAUAUAUAGUUAAAUUUUUAA